AUAUAAACCGGCCCGUCCGCCGGUUCACUGUCCCUCGUCUUUGCAGAGAGGGGCUGGCAGACUAGAGAAAAAAGCUUAAACCAAAAUCCCCAAUCUUUAUUUCACGUCGACUCAGAGAGAGACAGAGAGUGAGAGGGAGAGAGAAGGGGGAAGGCAGAGAAUCGUUUGGAGAAUUGAAGUUGAAUACGAAUCCGACAAUGGCGUCGUCCUCGAGUAGCGGGCUGACAUUCAAGCUGCACCCGCUUGUGAUAGUUAACAUAUCUGAUCACUACACGAGGGUCAAAUCACAGACGAACCCUCCGCUGCUCGCCUGCAACGCCACCGGCAGCAGCAACAGCGCCGACGGGGCUGCUGCAUCGGCGCCUCCAUCCCCGAGGGUGUACGGAUGCGUGAUUGGAGUGCAGAGGGGACGCACCGUCGAGAUCUUCAACAGCUUCGAGCUUCUCUACGAUCCUUCCACGCACUCCCUCGACCGCCCCUUCCUCGAGAAGAAGCAAGAGCUCUAUAAGAAGGUUUUUCCUCACUUCUACAUCCUAGGUUGGUACUCCACGGGUAGUGACGCCGAGGAAUCUGAUAUGCAUAUUCAUAAAGCUUUAAUGGAUAUUAAUGAAAGCCCUGUUUAUGUUCUUCUCAAUCCCUCAAUAAAUCAUGCACAAAAGGAUCUGCCAGUGACUAUAUAUGAAAGUGAGUUGCAUGUCAUUGAUGGGAUUCCACAACUUAUUUUUGUACGUUCAAGCUACACUAUUGAGACAGUGGAAGCAGAAAGGAUCUCAGUUGAUCAUGUUGCACAUCUUAAACCAUCUGACGGAGGUUCAGCAGCAACCCAGUUGGCUGCUCACCUUACAGGCAUUCACAGUGCCAUCAAGAUGCUGAACAGCAGAAUCAGGGUGCUUCAUCACUAUCUUCUUGCAAUGCAGAAAGGUGAAAUCCCCUGUGAGAAUGCGCUGCUAAGGCAAGUUUCAAGUCUUUUAAGAAGAUUGCCUGCCAUUGAAUCCGAAAAAUUUCAAGAUGAUUUCUUGAUGGAGUACAAUGAUACAUUAUUGAUCACCUACCUAGCUAUGUUCACGAACUGCUCAAGCACAAUGAAUGAGUUGGUCGACAAGUUCAACACUGCGUACGACAGGCAUAGCCGAAGGGGUGGUCGGACUGCUUUCAUAUGAAGUUGCAUGCUCUUAUGUGCGAUUUGCUGACUUGAUGACUUCUUGAGUGCCAUCGUUCUCAUUUUCAUGUGCAUAGCACAUAGAAGCUUAAGAUUAUAUUGCCAGGACCCAAACAAAAAUCAGAAAGAAAUAGGAAUGCACCAGUUUUUUUUCAUUAUUUUGGGUUUGCUUAUUAUACAAUUUGUUCUUUAUCAAAUCUUUCUUUGGGUUGAAAUACAUAGGGUGCAUUUCAUGAAAUAGGCGUGCAGUUUGUGUGCUCCCAAAAUUUGCAGAACAAGAGGGGUAUUCGAGCCCAAAUGGUUGGAUCAUAUUUAGCCUACCUUUUAUGUAAAUGUGUUUGGGAAAAAAAAAUGCAUUGUUAUAUUUUUCCCUUUUUUGUUUGGCUGGAAAGGCAUUGUUAUAUUAAUAAAAUAACUUGUGAAGAGUACGUUUCAUGAA
Molecule: messenger RNA, 1598 nt
Organism: Malania oleifera
Lineage: Eukaryota; Viridiplantae; Streptophyta; Magnoliopsida; Santalales; Ximeniaceae
Product: COP9 signalosome complex subunit 6a-like
Exons: 9
Coding region: 198-1160 (320 amino acids)
Biological process (GO): protein deneddylation
Cellular component (GO): COP9 signalosome
Molecular function (GO): protein binding; metallopeptidase activity
Source: RefSeq, a predicted model, not a curated record